This is a messenger RNA of Ruditapes philippinarum (Manila clam), 754 nucleotides long. RefSeq lists its product as uncharacterized. Bases 41 to 643 code for a protein of 200 amino acids. The record is from RefSeq and is a predicted model, not a curated record. The transcript is spliced from 2 exons. Gene Ontology annotation, cellular component: extracellular region. Gene Ontology annotation, biological process: inflammatory response. Gene Ontology annotation, molecular function: cytokine activity. NCBI's taxonomy places the organism in Eukaryota, Metazoa, Mollusca, Bivalvia, Venerida, Veneridae.
AGUCACUGUUACUUAUCACAUUAUAUAGAAGAAUAUCAUAAUGAAGUAUAGAAUCUACGUCGUGAUUCUGUGUUUGGUAUACCACCUUAUACAUACAAAUGGAUCAUAUAUUCCAACCGGAUCUGGGAAAAACACGUGCAAAGAAAAUGUAGAUGCGUUAGAAGAUGUCAUUAGUGCACUUUCAAAUUUUUACACUGUGUCAAGUUUUAAUACAACGAUGUAUGCACCACCAAAGGAUUUUGUACGAGUUGAUGAGCAGGAGUAUUCUAAUAUUCGCAAGUAUUGUACUAACUUCAAAACAAAAUUUCAAAACAUUUUGGAUUUCAAAUUUCAAGGAUCUUCAGUAAAAUCUUCCACCAGCCAUUUGGCAACGUGUCCGUGGGUGUUUGUAGACAAUUAUGAUGAAGACAGACUUCCCAAACUCAUUUAUGAGGCAAAAUGUGUAUGUAGCCGUUGUCUACAUAAAACAAAUGGACAUAAAGAUGUACAGCUCGUGCCUGGCCUGGGACGCUGUAAACCGGUUAUGACGUCAGUGAUGACAGUCAGACGACAAUGUAGGCACAAUUCGGACGUGUAUGAAUAUGUAGCGAAAGCUGAACGAAUAUCAGUCGGAUGCACGUGCACAAGUCCAGUUUUCGUUUAAUGAUAAUUGAUUCGUUUUCUUGAUAGCCAGUAAGAUGAAUUAAUAAAGUAUUAGCUUUACUCCUGAUACUCAUUGACCUCUGUGAAAGUCUGAAUAUAAUGUUGUUAGAAC